AUGUACGUCCAGCAGGUGUUUUAUGUUUUAAACUUCCUGCUUAUUACCAAUUUAUACAUGUGCGUAGAACUCGAAUUUUGCGAACUUGUGCAACUUGGCAGUGAGAACAGGGAGAGAAGAAUUGAUCGCAACAUGGUUUUUCAAAUAAAGGCUUUUAAACAGCUCUUCCAUCUGAACGUUGUACCCGACUCUAGUUUUCUUGCACCUGACGUCGCAUAUGAGAAACAUAUCCUCUCAAAAGUGUCGUCUCUGCGCAGCUGCUUCUACUCCGGGGAUGUGAACUCGGACCCUUCUUCCUCCGCGGCUCUCAGUGUGUGUGGAGGAGUGCGCGGUGCGUUUUCUUAUAACGGUAUGGAAUACGAUUUCCAGGUCAGAGGGAAUGAGACCGGUGAUGGAUUUCCCUCAAGCGCUGGAAAGACGCACGUUAUACGCCGCCGGUUUCCCCGUAAUGUCACGUCAAGAUGCGGAGUAACAUCUGGAUUGAACCAAGGCGCUGCAGAACCACUGCAAAUGCCCGAGCGCGUAAAGGCGCACGCGGAAAUACGAAAAAAGGCUGCUCUGAAAGGCACAAACAGGUCCAAAAGGUUUGUUUCUCUGUCCAGGUAUGUGGAGGUGUUGAUUGUAGCUGACGAGUCCAUGGCCAAGUUCCAUGGGGACGACCUGAGACAUUACCUUUUGACUCUCAUGGCUGUUGCCGCCAAGCUGUACCGGCACCCCAGCAUCAUGAACCUCAUCAACAUUGUAGUAGUGGAUAUGCUGGUGAUUUAUGAGCCUGAGGAAGGACCCAAGAUUUCCAGCAAUGCUGCUGUCACACUACGCAACUUCUGCACCUGGCAGAGAAGGUUGAACAAGGUGAAUGACAAACACCCUGAGUACUGGGACACUGCUAUUCUGUUCACAAAGCAGGACUUGUGUGGGGCUACCACCUGUGACACUCUGGGCAUGGCUGAUGUUGGAACCAUGUGCGAUCCCAAAAGAAGCUGUUCAGUUAUUGAGGAUGAUGGCCUACCCUCAGCCUUCACCACAGCACAUGAAUUAGGCCAUGUCCUCAAUAUGCCACAUGACAAUGUGAAGGCCUGUGAGAUGUUUGGGAAACUAAAGGACAACCACAUGAUGUCCCCUACCCUCAUCCAGAUUGAUCACAACAGUCCCUGGUCCAGCUGCAGUGCAGCCAUUGUGACCAACUUCCUGGAUGCCGGUCAUGGCGACUGUCUACUGGACAAGCCCCAGAAACUGCUUGCGCUACCAGAUGAUCCUCCGGGAACUGCUUACAGCCUCAGCCGCCAAUGUGAGUUGGCAUUCGGCUCUGGGUCCAAGCCCUGUCCGUACAUGCAAGCCUGCUCAAAGCUGUGGUGUACAGGAAAGGCCAGGGGACAGCUGGUGUGCCAGACUCGCCACUUCCCCUGGGCUGAUGGCACCAGCUGUGGCAACAGCAGGAUAUGCUACGGGGGUGCUUGCAGUAAUAGGAACACCACCAUUAAACCAAUGGUAGAUGGACAAUGGGCUAAGUGGGGAGCAUAUGGAUCUUGCUCUCGAACAUGUGGAGGAGGAGUUCAGCUGGCAAAAAGGGAGUGCAGCAGCCCUGUUCCAGAAAAUGGAGGCAAAUACUGUCAAGGCCUGCGUGUAAAAUAUCGCUCCUGCAAUCUGGAGCCAUGCAAAUAUUCAGGCAAAAGUUUUCGUGAGGAGCAGUGCGAGUCCUUCAAUAACUUCAGCCUUAACACCAACAGACUUAGACCCUCUGUGAUGUGGGUCCCUAAAUACUCCGGAGUUUCUCCAAAAGACAGAUGCAAGCUUAUCUGCAGAGCCAGUGGCACAGGAUACUUUUACGUACUUGCUCCAAAGGUUGUGGAUGGAACACUCUGCUCCCCAGAUACUUCAGCAGUUUGUGUUCAAGGGAAGUGCAUUAAAGCAGGUUGUGAUGGAAAGCUGGGCUCCAGCGUAAAAUUUGACAAGUGUGGAGUGUGUGGAGGGAACAACCAGAACUGCCACAAAGUCUCUGGAGUGUUCACCAAACCUGUACAUGGAUAUAACUUUGUGAUCACUCUACCAGUCGGAGCCUCAAAUAUAGACAUCAGGCAACGUGGAUAUCGCGGUUUGGCAAAUGAUGACAACUACUUAGCCAUCAAGAACAUUCACGGUCAAUAUCUUCUCAAUGGGAAUUAUGUGGUAUCUACUGUUGGACGACAUAUAAUUGUAAAUGACACUACACUACGCUACAGUGGAACAUCCACAGCUGUGGAGAAGGUGCAGGCAAUGAGACCUCUCCAGGAGCCCCUGACAGUGGAGGUGCUGUCCGUGGGGAAAAUGACACCUCCUCGUGUGCGCUAUUCAUACUACCUGACCAAUAACAAGGAGGGGAAGAUUCUGAAAAAGGAGGAAAGGAAGCAUGUACAGAACAGCAUUCUGGUAGACACCAACAAGGUGCAACUAAAAAAGUUAGCCUAUCAGAAACCUUCUAGUAAAUGGGUUACCAGUGACUGGGAAGAAUGUUCUGUAAGCUGUGGCAAUGGCUUUCAGAAAAGACGUGUUCAGUGCCUAGACUCAAAUGGGAAAGCAACUGCAUUUUGUGACAGCACCCAAAGGCCUAGUUCUCAGAAGGUGUGUGGUGGCCCUUGCCCUAUGUGGAGUAUCGGUGAGUGGUCUGCUUGCUCAAAAAGCUGUGGGAAAGGUUUCAAGAAAAGGCCUCUACACUGUGUCACUCAAACAGGGCUACUCCUACCCAGAGACCGCUGCUCAAGCAAGAGGAAGCCACACGAACUGGAUUUCUGCACUGUUCAAACCUGCUAGAGACUUGUUAAGACUUGCUCAAACUCCUUUGGGCAUUGUGGACAUAUAGUCUAUAGAACUGUUCUUUUCAGUCUAAACAAACCUCUUGAUUUACGUUUGUUUUCACUUGUGUAUCUCAUGGUACCCCAGCUGUGUGACAGGAGACAGUAGCUGCGUUUACACGGACAACAAUAAUCCACUCUUAAUCCGAUUAAGACCAUACUCUAAUUAAGAAACUACCAUGUAAACAGCAAUUUUUACUUACCUUAAUCUAAUUAAGGUCAUAAUCGAAGUAAGCAAUAAUCUAAUUAAGACAGGUGGAGUACUCCUGUUUUAAUCGUAUUAUGGACGUGUAAUAGUGACAUGUAAACACUUUAAUCACAUUAUGAACGUUGUGUGGGAGUUUUCACAGCAUUUUGCGACAGGACACAAUCACACACGGCAGUUUUACAUUUUACGGCGAACAAGAGAGUUCGGCUGUGUCCCAAAUCGCAUACUUUCCUACUAUAGGCCUGUAGUGGGGAAAAAUACAUGUAUCUCGGCUAUUAUAUAGACGGUAACUACGCAAUUUGGGUGACGUAAUGACGCGGGCUGUUAAUCUAAUUAUGUUCUAAAACAUGUAAAACGGGAACAUGACAGGAGUAUUCUAAAAGCGACUCAUGUAAACACCUUAAUCACAUUAUUAUCUUACUCAGAUUAAGGUCAAUAAUUAGAUUACUGCUGUCCAUGUAAACGUAGUCAGUGAUUGGUGAGACUGCAGAAAUACAUGACUGGAAAGGCUGAGGUAAAAACCUUAUCAUUUUUGUGAUGAUUUGAAGUCACAUGACCUACCUCGAAAAGACACUGACUCAUAGUAGAAGAUCAUUUGUUGUCUGAUCAUAACAUUCAUCUUUAUGCGGCAAAAAAUGAUAAAUACAAAACAAUGUCAUAAAUAGGGUUCGAAAUUACACUGAAAGCAUCUGAUUUUUCUUAACUGCUUGAAUUAAAUGUGAAACAUUGCUCUUACACUACAAAAUAUUAUAUUAUAAUAUUGGGUUCAUUCAUUGAUUCUGCCUUGUACUGAAAAAUACUCUAUCAUCCCACUUCAUGCUUUCUAGUAUAUCUACAUUCACAAUUAAACAGCAACCCAAGUAAAACCACACAGUCAAAAACUAUUUGUCACAAAAUAUUUGUCAUUUCCUAUUUUUAAACAUUUUUAACCGUUAGAUAAAUUACAUUUAAAUGUAGGCAUUUGUAAUGUGUUGAAUACUCUAUUUCCCAUCUGUGUGAUUAUUUUACCCUAUCAGUACACUCUAGCUGCAAACACGAUGACGGAUCCCAUCAUGUUCCCCAUGUUCCUCUAAAGUAACUGAACACACUUGUGUGUAUUGGUUUUAUUCUCUGCUGUAUUUGAGGAGAUUUAGUUAGACAAAUAUCUAUUGCAUUUUAUGAUUUUAGUUAAGAAGGGUUAGGAAACUUUUUUUAUUCUUUCUAAAAACCAAGUUUUGAGGAUUGGUUCUGUAUGUUGUAUCUUUUAGUGUAGUAAGAAGCACUUAUAUUUUGCUACCAGUUUCCUUUGUAUACUGUGUAUACAUUAUGUUAAC
Messenger RNA from Ictalurus furcatus (blue catfish), 4349 nucleotides. RefSeq names its product A disintegrin and metalloproteinase with thrombospondin motifs 15 (gene adamts15b). The record is from RefSeq and is a predicted model, not a curated record. NCBI's taxonomy places the organism in Eukaryota, Metazoa, Chordata, Actinopteri, Siluriformes, Ictaluridae. The coding region runs from base 1 to 2787 and encodes 928 amino acids. Gene Ontology annotation, molecular function: metalloendopeptidase activity; zinc ion binding. Gene Ontology annotation, biological process: extracellular matrix organization; proteolysis. The transcript is spliced from 8 exons.